AUGCAAAUACAAACUGAAUCUCCUGUGCCCUCAGCGAUUUCUCACUCAUCAUCUACUUCUCCUUCACCAAGCGAAGUCGAGAUGCAAGUGGUAGAAGUUGAUGAAGGAUACAAAGAAGAAGAGAUAGAACCAAUCUACAAGAAGCAUCCCAAUUGUUGUCAGAUUUUAUUAAUGCAACGCGCUCCCAAGUAUAUUAGUAAAGGUCGCAAAGGGUCUUUGAAUGUGAAAGAAAUUGGACAAAUUCCGUCGACUCUAAAUAUAGAGAAAACACACGAGAAGUUCACGAAAUGUUGGGAGACUGAGAUGUUGAAACAUCCGAAGAGUCCAUCACUGUUACGAGCUUUAUUCCGAAUGGAGUGGAAACAAUUACUAUUAUGUAUUUUAGCAAUGUUCAUCUCACAGUUGUCGACAUUGAUCAUGCCAGUACUUAUCCAAUUCAUGACACGGUGGGUUUCUGAAGAAAACCCAAAGACAUAUGUGGGUGUCUUAUAUUUACUUGGAAUAGCUGCACUUCAAGUGAUCACCUCCUUUUGUUUCCAGAUGUCAAUCAAGUGGAUGUUUGUGUUGUCACUUCGCCUCAGAAAUGGGUUGAUUGCCAUGAUCUAUGCAAAGUCCUUAAAACUGAAUUCUGCUUCGAUCGAAGAGACGGGGAAGUUAGUGAAUUUAAUGUCAAACGAUGCAAUGUUAUUUGUCGAGCAAUUGCCUUUAGUGAUAAGUGGGGGGACUGCACCUCUUCUCUUUCUCAUUGUGUGUAUUAUAUUAUUAGUGUUAAUAACAUAUUGGGCAUUGAUUCCAAUAGGAGUCUGUCUACUCUUUGUAGUUAUCAAUAUGAUAUCUGGGAGGUUCAUUGGGUUCUUCUUCAACUUGACACAACAUGCCACAGACAAUCGACUCAAUUUCUUAGGUGAAAUACUUAGGAGCAUCAAAUUCAUCAAAUAUAAUGCUUGGGAAAAGCCGUUAAAUUCUCGACUUCACAAAUUGCGAAAUAAAGAGCUUUUCGCUAUGGUCGGGACUAACACUGCAAGAGCGUCGUUGGUGACUAUGAUGCUUGAGUUAACUUCUUUAAUGGCUUUUGUACUCUACUUGGUACUCAUUUUGUUGAAAAAGAAACUUGAUGUAGGCACUGUCUUUGCGUGUAUAGCUUACUUCAAUUGUAUCAGAGUCCCAUUCAUGAAUUUUGGAUAUUUCAUAUCAUCGGUGUCGAUGUUCAAGGUGUCCAUUGGGCGUAUGGAGGAAUUCUUUUUGACUCCCGAAUUGCAGAAACAAGACCGUUCGACCACCACUCAGACUGAUUAUGCGGUCGAUAUGAAAGAUGUCCGCUACGUGUUUCCCAAUGGGGAGACUGCAUUUUCCUGUGACAAUUUGAAGAUCAAAAAGGGUGAAUUAGUCUGUGUUUUAGGCAGUGUAGGGUCCGGGAAGUCAUCUUUAUUAAUGUCGAUUUUGGGAGAAUUGGAGCUGAAAGAGGGGGAGACCAAAGUAUCUGGGGAAUUGACUUAUGCGAGUCAAACUGCUUGGAUGAUGAAUACCACAGUAAGAGAGAAUAUCAUCUUUUUAGAUAAAUUUGACCGCACUCGAUACAAUAAAGCGUGCACAUGUGCUUGUUUAAAUCGUGACUUACAGAUCUUAAGAGGGGGCGAUUUAUAUGAAGUUGCCGAGAGAGGGUCCAACUUGUCAGGAGGACAGCGACAGAGGAUAUCCAUAGCGCGGGCUUUAUAUAACGCAAAGGAUAUUGUUAUGUUUGAUGACCCAUUAAGUGCAGUCGACUUCCAAGUUGGCAGUUUCAUCUUUGAGAAUGCCAUGGAAGGGUUGUUAUCUGGCAAGACACGGAUUAUAGUCACCAAUCAGACUUAUUUCAUUGAUAAAGCUGAUCGAAUCAUUGUCAUCGAAGACAAGAAAAUAGCGUUCAAUGGUACAAUAGACGAGUUGAGGAAUUCCAACAUCUCUGCGGCUGAAAUAGUCAAGACAGUGACAAAGAAGAAAGAAAAUAAGAAGAAGGAAGACACGGAAACGGUCCCACAAGAUGUUGUAGCGACUGAAGUGAUUGAAGAGAAAAGAAGUGUAGGUGGUGUUGCAUGGAGUACAUAUUUCAGAUACUUCAGUGCUGGUGGCUUCUUCUGGCUCUUCCUCUUAAUAGUUCCAUUUAUAUUAAGGUGUGGUACUCGUAUCUGUUAUAACCUUUUCCUUACAUGGUGGACGAAUCAAAUAGAUGAGGAACACCCACAAGGGGAUACUUAUUGGUUCUAUGCAAGUGACAUUGCAUUAGGUGUUGGUAUCCUUUCAAUCUUCAUAUCUAUGGUAUGCAUCUCACUUUAUGGCUUGUUGUGUGCAAAUGGAUUACAUAAGAUGAUGGUUAAGAAUCUGUUUGGGACGUUACUUUCGUUCUUCGAUGUCACGCCACUUGGAAGACUGUUGAACUACUUCUCAAGAGACUUGAGAUUUGUCGAUUCAAGACUUCCACAACAAUAUGAACAGUUCUUCGGACAGACUUGUGACUUAAUUGCGAUAUUUGUAGUCAUUUGCACGUGUUCCUAUUACCUCAUUAUUGUGGUGGUUUUCAUUUUGGUCGCUUUCAUGUGUUUCCAUAAGUAUUUUGUGAGGUCGUCCAUUGAAAUGCAGAGAUUGGAAGGUAUAACGCGAUCGCCAAUGUUCAUUCAUUUUGAUCAGACUCUCCUUGGUCUUUCGACCGUGAGGACAUAUGGUGGGGCUCCGACCUUUUUAGAAGCCAUAAUUAAGAAGAUGAAGAACAAUACCCUUUCUUAUUACACAUUACAAAUGGCCAAAAGUUGGUAUUCACAACGAUUGGACUGGUUAGGUAUUAUUUUAGCUGUAGCCACUGUGACUGGGAUAGUGAUAAUGAAAGUGGAAGACAGCAUAGAUUCUGGUGUUGCUGGUGUUGCUCUUAUGAACAUAGCUACACUUGGGGGGUUCAUUACAGUCUUUUCACAGAACGUCUUAGAAGUCGAAAUUGUGAUGCAGUCUGUUGAACGAGUGUUGGUCUUGCGAGAUACUCCAGUUGAAGAUACUAAAGAGAAGAAGGCGAAGUACACAAUACCACCAGACAACUGGCCAGUACAAGGCAAAAUCGAGUUAGACAACUAUCAGUUCAAAUACAGAGAAGGUCUUCCAUUGGUUCUGAAGGGAGUCUCUGCUGUCAUUCAUGACAAAGAGAAGAUUGGUGUGGUUGGACGAACUGGUUCUGGCAAAUCUACGAUGAUGGCUGGACUUUUUAGAAUUGAAGAACCUGCCGGUGGGUGUAUUAAAGUGGAUGGAAUAGACACCACAACAGUUCCGCUUGAAAUAUUACGAAGUCGGAUGUGUAUAUUGCCACAAGAAGCUACGAUGUUCUCUGGUAACAUAAGAGACAACUUGGACCCAACACACAUGAAAAGUGAUGAAGAGAUGAAACGUGUGUUACAAUUAGUCAAAUUUGAAAAGGACUUGGACUACCAAGUCACGGAGAAUGGUGAGAACUUCUCAUUGGGAGAGCGACAGAUGUUAUGUAUGGCAAGGGCGCUAUUAAGAGGUGCAAAGAUCUUAAUUAUGGACGAGGCGACUGCAUCUAUUGAUAUCCAGACGGACAUUAUGAUUCAAGAAAUGGUCAGAAAGAAUUUCACACAAUGCACGGUGUUAACUAUAGCACACCGCCUUCAUUCUAUUAUGGACUCAAAUAAAGUAAUGGUCUUCGAUGAUGGCCACUUGAUGGAAAUGGACACUCCAAUCAAUUUGAUUAAUAACACUACAACUAUUUUCAACAAUUUAGUCCAACAAUCAGGCUGCCCAGACGAACUUACAAGACUCGCUAAAGGAGAAACUUCUAUUGCAGAGACUCUGAAGAACACAGAACAUAAAGAUGAAGCUCACCAAGAACAUACAGAGACUCUGGCUUUGGUGGAAAAGGAAAAUACAGUUGAAAAAAGUGACACGUCAUCAUCAGACCAUUCGAACCUUGUCGACUUGAAACCUAUUAAUAGUCCUAUGCCCGUUGAUUGCCACAUCGUUGAAAAGACUCUCUUGAACAAAUCAUCAUCUGACUGA
Messenger RNA from Entamoeba invadens IP1, 4035 nucleotides. Its product is annotated as canalicular multispecific organic anion transporter, putative. Lineage: Eukaryota; Evosea; Mastigamoebida; Endamoebidae. Gene Ontology annotation, molecular function: ATP hydrolysis activity; ABC-type transporter activity; ATP binding. Bases 1 to 4035 code for a protein of 1344 amino acids. The transcript has 2 exons. Gene Ontology annotation, biological process: transmembrane transport. Gene Ontology annotation, cellular component: membrane. The record is from RefSeq and is a predicted model, not a curated record.